AAGUCUCCUUAAUUAGAUGUGCUAGAAUUUAAUUGGGUGGAUGUGGAUGUAAAAGAAGAGGAAGCAACCACUGAAUAUGAUGCUGAAUUUAUUGAUUUUGAUUAUGAGCAAGAUGAAGAAGGGUUUGGUGUAUCAUUUGAGCAAAAUUAAGAUGAUAUCAUAUAUGACCAAAAUGUAGAAGCUUCUAACAAGGAAGAUAUACAAAAUGAGAUUGGACCAGAAGAGGAAGAGUUUGAUGAAUACAAUUUAGAAGAUCUUAGAAGCCUAGAUGGGAACUCAUCUAGUGAUGAAGAACCAAAUUCAGUGAAUAGGAGAAGGAUGAAGAAGAAUUGCCCAAAUUUAAACAAUUCAGGAGAGAAACUGAUAUUAGAACCAUAGAGUUUCAUUUGGGGAUGGUUUUUGCAAAUGCCAAGGAAUUCAAAGAAGCUGUGAAAUGGCAUUUCGUUAACCAUUGCAGGUCUUACAAGUUCAAAAUAAAUGAUUGGUAUAAGGUUAAGGAUGUUUGUAAAGCUAAGCCAUGCCCUUGGUCUGUGUAUACGUCUUCUAAUGACUUGUCUGACAGACAUUCCCCUUUACAUGUUAAAACAUUAGUUAUAAAUCACACAUGUGGGAUUGAUGAAAAUAAUACAAGUGUGACUGGUACUUGGUUGGCUGAGAGAUAUGCUGACGAUUUAUCCAUUAAUCCAAAAAUGGAUGUGAAGACAAUGAAAGCUAUGGUGAGGAAAGAUUAUAUGGCACAAAUCUCAAGGUGGAAAGCAUAUAGAGCAAGAUCAAUAGUAAAUGAGAAGCUUGAGGGUUCCUACCAAGAGCAGUAUUCCAUACUUAGGGAUUACUGUGAAAAGCUUAAGAGGUCCAAUCCUGGAAGUACAAUUAUGAUGAAAAUAGAAUUGGAAGGUGAGAAAGUUAGAUUUCAUAGGCUAUACAUAUGUUUUGCAGCUUUGAAAAUGGGAUUUAUUGAGGGUUGUAGACCUAUUGUGGGUUUAGAUGGCUGUCACAUAAAAGGUCCACAUCCAGGGCAACUUCUAGCUGCUGUGGGAAUAGAUGAGAAUAAUGGAAUGUAUCCCAUUGCAUAUGCUAUUGUUGAGAUUAAGAAUAAGAGCAUGUGGACUUGGUUCUUGGAUUUAUUUAAGAAUGAUUUUGGGAUCAACAAUGGUUUGAGUCGGGUGUUUAUCACUGACAAACAGAAAAGUUUAAUAACUUCUGUAGAGACAUUGUUUCCUAGUGCAGAAUAUAGACAUUGUGUUGGGCACUUUUAUAACAACUUCAAAUUACUACACAAGGGUUUAGAAUUGAAGCAGAGGUUGUGGGCAGCAGCAAGGGCAACAACAAUGCCUUGGUUUAAUGUUGAGAUGAGUAGUUUACAAAAGUUGGAUGAUGAAGCAUAUAAGUGGCUUAAAAAGGAAAAUGUACACUACUGGAGCAGAUCGCAUUUCUUUGAGCACCCAAAAUGUGACAUUUUGCUAAAUAACUUAUGUGAGGCAUUCAAUAGUGCCAUACUGGAUGCAAGGGAUAAACCUAUUUUGACUAUGUUGGAAACUCUGAGAAUGUAUAUGAUGUUGAGGAUGGCUAAACAAAAGGAAGCAUGUGACAGAUGGCAUGGUGAUAUUGGGCCAAGGAUCCAUAGGAUCCUUGAGAAGAAUAAGGUAGAAAGCAGUAAGUGCAUUGCUCAUUUGGCCGGACAAAAAAAUGUAUCAAGUGGUGCAUAUAAGUUGGGUUCAAUUUGCAGUUGAUCUGGCUAAGCACACUUGCACAUGUAGAGGGUUGAAUUUGACUGGAAUUCCUUAUGAACAUGCAAUAGCCUGCAUUUGUAGAAGGCAUGAAGAUCCUGUCAAGUAUAUACAUUCAUGUUAUAAGAAGGCAUCAUGGAAAAGGGCUUAUGGACCUUUUAUUCACCAUAUAGCCAAUGAAGAGUUGUGGGAACACACUAACUUUCCUCUAUUUUGCCCCCUGUGUAUCAUAAGCAACCUGGGAGACCCAAAAAAGUGAGGGCAAGAGAGAAAGAUGAGAAACCAGCAGCAUCUACUGGAUCUAAGCUAUCAAGAUCCUUCCAUGUCAAAAUAAAAUGCUCCAUUUGUGGGAAGCAAGGCCACAACAAGAGAAAGUGCGAUAAAAGUGAUGGUGCCAACAAUAUCAAUAAGGUAAAAAGACCAAGGGCAUCAAGAGGCCAACCAAGCACUAUCAGUGAACAAACAAUUCAACCAAAUUUAGCAAAUACAUCAACAUACCAACCAAGCUCUAGCUUGCCAAUGGAACCCGUUUCUUCAGUGACAACCAACACAACAAGAAAAUUUAGGCUUAAGUCUCCUACUAAGAAGACAAAGAUUUAGAGAUCAUAGAGGACUUCAUUGCUUGAUUAUAUUUCUGUUUUCUAAUUAAUUUGGAGUUUAUUAUAGGCAUGUCCUAUAUAACGAUUGCACUGGUGUUUUGGUACUUGAAUUUAGGCAUUCCUAGAACUUGUUUGUCAAUUACAGAUGCUUAGGACCUUUUUGAUAUAUUUAUAUAUACUAGGAAUGCAAUUGAUUCCUUCCCAAAACCCAUGAUGAAGUUACAAAAUUUAAAUUCUAACUUCGAUGUUAAAUUUUUUGAA
Prunus dulcis (almond) is the source of this 2587-nucleotide messenger RNA. RefSeq lists its product as uncharacterized. The coding region runs from base 393 to 1730 and encodes 445 amino acids. The transcript is spliced from 2 exons. The record is from RefSeq and is a predicted model, not a curated record. Lineage: Eukaryota; Viridiplantae; Streptophyta; Magnoliopsida; Rosales; Rosaceae.